Manacus vitellinus (golden-collared manakin) is the source of this 1356-nucleotide messenger RNA. RefSeq names its product hyaluronan binding protein 4 (gene HABP4). Lineage: Eukaryota; Metazoa; Chordata; Aves; Passeriformes; Pipridae. Gene Ontology annotation, cellular component: nucleus; cytoplasm. Gene Ontology annotation, molecular function: RNA binding. The transcript is spliced from 8 exons. The record is from RefSeq and is a predicted model, not a curated record. Gene Ontology annotation, biological process: positive regulation of RNA splicing; positive regulation of translational initiation. The coding region runs from base 1 to 888 and encodes 295 amino acids.
AUGUGCCAGCCUUAUUUCCCGGGCGAAUUCUUCAUCACGGUGUUCAGUGAUGGCCGAGGUUACUAUAUUAGGAUUUGGGUAAAGACUGGUUGCCAGAAGCGACCACCUUGGUGGGGAGAACAGCAACGCUUCAGCAAGAGAGGAGCAGAGGUGAAACAGGACAAGGCUGCGUGGAGACCAUCUGUCUGGGAAUACUGUCCCCAUGGAGCACAAAGACAGGUGGAAUUCCAAGUGGAAAAGCCAGUGGAAAGAUUACACUGUGAAAGGCCAACAAGAGGUCGUGGUGGAGGACGAGGUGGAAUGCGAGGUAGAGGAAGAGGUGGUAGAAUAAACAGAAGUUUUGGUGGCUUUGACCAAAGAGGAAAAUGUGAAUUUGAAAGACAGAGGGGGAAUGACAAAAGUGGGAUGGAACAGGCUGCACCUAUGGAAGAGACUGUAGAAACUGCUGAACAGCCAGGGACAUCUGAAGGAGACCCUCUGAGCAAAGCUGCUGAAGCAGAGCCAGUGGAAGAAGUAGUUCAAGAAAUGACAUUAGAUGAGUGGAAAAGUCUUCAGCAACAGAAUCGACCAAAGCCUGAAUUCAACGUCCGGAAGCCAGAAUCCACUGUUCCUUCCAAAGCAGUGGUGAUUCACAAGUCAAAAUAUAGCCAUGAUUUGCAGAAAGAAACCUUUGAAUAUGAUUCUCCUGUCUUUCGAAAGCUGGUGAAUGACAUCACAUCUCAGCUGGAUAUUAAUUUUGGGAGCCUUCCUCGCCCUGGCUGUGGAUCAAGAGGGGCACGAGGUGGUCGUGGCGGAAGAGUUGGAGAGAUCAGACCUCAAUCAAAAGCAGUGGUGCAGCCUGUGGCUCCAAAUCCUGAUGAUCCCGAGGAUUUUCCAGCUUUGGCUUGAAGAACCACCAGGAAUGGUGGCCUCCCAAAGUAGCUUUGGAGUAGCUGUGAAGAGACCAGUUUUAUGCUGGGUGGGGAUAAAGGAAGCCUAUUUCCUUGUGGGAAAGUUGUUUAGGUGUUCAGUGUGAAAUGAUUGCAGCUGUCUGCUAAUAGAGGUGGGUCCUAGAAAUAUGGGUGAUCUGGGAUCCUGUUGCAGGUCCCAGUGUCUCCUUUGUGAGAGCUGUGGGAAGGCUCCCAGGACUUCACUACCAGGCUUCAAAUGAAGUUAAAGGGAACAGUGUUUUUACAAAAUGUGUAUAUAUAGAGAUUCUAUCAAGUUCUCCAUACCACCAUGGUGAAAUGUGAACUGUACAAUUGAGACUCUUUCACUGUACAUUUGAAAGCUGAUUUUUUUGAGUGAAGUGUAUAUUUCAGACAGUCACAAGCUGCAGUUCUUCUUAGCUUGGCAAAUAAAAGAAAGUGCUCAUUG